This is a messenger RNA of Physcomitrium patens, 1954 nucleotides long. Its product is annotated as karrikin insensitive 2 receptor CA. NCBI's taxonomy places the organism in Eukaryota, Viridiplantae, Streptophyta, Bryopsida, Funariales, Funariaceae. The record is from RefSeq and is a predicted model, not a curated record.
UUGGAGCCAGAACAUACCCUGGUGGAUGGGAAUCGGGCUGAUUUCACACUUGGGGUGGACAUCUAGGCGUGAUGGAGGGGGGCAUGAUGGUUCAAUCUAAGUAGGGUGCCUCUGAUUGACUUUCCGUGAGCAGUCCGAUUGCGCGUUCUCGGGCCUGAGAUGUGUGUAAAUAUGCACAUCUGGAGCACGGCGAGUUGUACCUGAGAAGAUACCCCUGCGAGGAGAGCCUGACCCACCAGGAAUCCUCUGGAGGAGCCCACUUGUGCUGUUGAAGAGCCAAAAAUGGGUGGAGGAUGCUGUGGCGCAAUACGAUUCACUUCCGCGCAGCAUAUGAGCGGGCUUCUCGUUAGGAAGGGGUCGAGCAUGUGGUUCUCAAGAUCGAGAAAGAUGUUGAAAUGAGUGUUCGGCAGUGUAUUCAGAUACUGUAGGCUGGGAUGGAGGCGGCAGAAUGUACAUCAGAGUUCGUUAAAAGUAGGAGAGUUGGUGAACGGCGGGGAGGAGCAUUCGUCUAAGCUUGUAUCAAGACAUGAGGUCGGGUUGGGUCCGCUCAAAUUUGGUAUUUUACUAGGAGGGCGGAGUGUUCUCAUUAAUCAAGUCGUGGUGUGAGAGGCGGUGGCGAGUUUCCUGAAAUUUAAGUACCCCGAAAGUGGCGAUCGACUCAUCAAUGGAGGAAGGACCAACACUCUUGGAGGCACAUAACGUCCGCGCUAUUGGAAUGGGCGAAGAGGUGGUGGUUCUGGGUCAUGGGUUCGGCACGGAUCAAUCUGUGUGGAAGCACGUCAUUCCACACCUUGUCGAUGAGUACCGUGUAAUCUUGUUUGAUAACAUGGGGGCUGGGACCACAGACCCCGAGUACUUCAGCUUCUCGAGAUAUUCAACACUUCACGGAUACGCCGACGACCUUUUGUCUAUUCUAGAGGAGCUCGAGGUUGAGUCUUGUAUUUACGUUGGGCAUUCUGUGUCUGGUAUGGUUGGUUUUCUCGCAUCGCUGGAGAGACCAGAGAUUUUUUCGAAGAUUAUCACCAUCUCGGCUUCACCAAGGUAUCUCAAUGACAUGGAUUACUUUGGAGGCUUUGAACAGGAUGACCUCAACCAACUGUUUGAAGCGAUGCAAUCGAAUUUUGAGGCAUGGGUCUCAGGAUUCGCCCCGCUAGCUGUAGGAGCAGACAUAGAUUCCAUGGCAGUUCAAGAGUUCGGACGGACUCUCUUCAACAUUCGACCCGACAUAGCCUUUAGUGUGGCGAAAACCAUCUUCCAAAGUGAUUUGCGAAUAGUGCUACCAAACGUCACCGUCCCUUGCCAUAUUCUGCAGAGCAGCAAGGACCUGGCAGUGCCCAUAGUAGUAGCAGAUUAUCUCCAUCACACUCUUGGAGGCCCUACGAUUGUCGAGGUGUUGCAGACUGAGGGUCAUUUGCCUCAGCUUAGUUCCCCCGAAAUCGUCAUCCCCGUGCUGAAACGCCACCUCGCAGGAAGUCUGUAAGCUUGUUGAUCAGCAUUGAUGCAUCGCAACUCGUAACCGGCGUGCCAGGAAUCAAUCUGAGAAUUCCGAUUCUGUGUGCAGAUUAGGCGAAUCAGAUGUGCUGGUAUGGGUAGUCUCUAGGGAGUCCCUCGACUCUAUCAAACUUGAAGCUGAGUGUUGAGAUCCAUCACGUAAGAUGUUUGUUAGUAGAUUGAGAUUUACUAUUCAUCAACUUACGGGCUCCGCAGAUACUCUGCAUAGAUAGGACCACGGCUGCACAUUGCGGAUGCUAAUUUUUCGUUCUGUGUAAUACCCGACGGCACCAAGAACUGCCGACACACUUAGUUUUCGUGGGAGAGAUUACUAUUAAAUUUAUCACGAAUUCUAUACAGCAAUGGUAAUAUAUUCAGUAAUGAGAACAAUACCUAGUACCGUUUUGUUUUAUAUAAAUAUUUUGUGUCUGCUCAAAGUUAAUCUAAGCUCAAUAUUGUGAUA